This is a messenger RNA of Cryptococcus wingfieldii CBS 7118, 1095 nucleotides long. RefSeq lists its product as hypothetical. The transcript has 2 exons. Bases 1 to 1095 code for a protein of 364 amino acids. NCBI's taxonomy places the organism in Eukaryota, Fungi, Basidiomycota, Tremellomycetes, Tremellales, Cryptococcaceae. The record is from RefSeq and is a predicted model, not a curated record.
AUGGCCCUCGCACACUUGACAGACAUUGUCACCCAGCAAGCAUCCCGCCUCGCCCCUCUCACCCUCACCGCCCCCUCUCCAUCCGCCUCCAUCUUGCAGCUCUCCGACUUUGUCCACCACCUGACUACCACUCCCAUCCAUCCUGUAUGUCUCCCAUAUCUCCGCUUUGGGGCACUUCAUGCGGCAAGGGUGACGACAGUAUGGGCGGCGCAGACUAAGGGGCGGAAAGGCAGGGUUGGCACCUUGCAAGAUCUGUUCGGGUAUCUUGUGAUGGCUUGGGGUGGAAGCACAGUCGUAUCUCUACUACUCGGCCAGCCUCCUUCCUGGCUCACAUCCUCCACUCCCUGGAUCAUCUACCCCUCCAUUUACCUCCUCCUCGUUCCCACCGGCCUCUCUGCCUACAUCGUCCAAACCACCCCCGCUCUCCUGUUCAAUGUCUUCACAGCCUACGUCGACGGUAUGACCAGGGGAACUACCCUCUCCGCCCUCCCUGCGCUGGUGUCCCAGAGCUCUACAGGCGUAGGGGCUGCUGCAAACCUUACUACCUACGCUCUUCUCUCUUCCCUCGCCAUCACCUCCGGCGGGCUCUUUGUCGGGCUCUUUGGUCUUGCCGGAGACAGCUGGUCUAUCGGUGUUCCUUCUCUACUCAAGGGCGGUCUGCUCGGUACGCUAGACGCAUGGGGCGCAGCGUUGGUUAGUAUCGUCUACCUCGCUCUAGCGGGCCAUCUCCCCGUCCUCGCACCUCUCACCAACACCCUCCUCCCCAUCCUCCCUUCGGAAUUCAUCGUAUCAUCCUCUUCCCCCGAAUCGUCACCUUCCAUCGACCCCCUCCACAACCGAACUAUCGCAAUCCUCCUAUUCGGCACCCUCCUCGCCUUCCGUGCUAUUAUCACAGCACUCACUGCCCCUUCUACGAAGGUGGCAGGAAAGGAGAAGAAGGUGGAGAAGAAGGACGAGUUUGAUUUGAUGUUGGAGAAGGAGUUGAGUGAGGUUGUCAAGACGCCGACAAAGACAAGGGCAGGUGGGAAUGGGAAGGCGACGCCGAGGAAGAGUGCGCGGAUCAAGUCGAGGGGGUCUACGCCGGCUCAGCAAUGA